Messenger RNA from Suillus discolor, 789 nucleotides. RefSeq lists its product as uncharacterized. Lineage: Eukaryota; Fungi; Basidiomycota; Agaricomycetes; Boletales; Suillaceae. Bases 1 to 789 code for a protein of 262 amino acids. The record is from RefSeq and is a predicted model, not a curated record. The transcript is spliced from 2 exons.
AUGCCCUUUCAAACUGAGCGCCAGCAGGCUGCUGAAUCAGUGCUCGAGUCAUACAUUGCAGCUCUUCUGGUAGAAUCCCACAUUCUUGUUGAUCCCAUGUCUUCUUCUAGCUCUGGUUCUUCUGAUUCAAACUCCGAUGAUUCCUCUGGCGAAUCUGAUGAUGACCCAAUGCCUACUACCAGCGAAGUUUUGCUUGGUGUGACUACGAAAUCGAAUACGAUCCCAUCGAUCAAGAAAAGUCAAGGAGACAAGAAAGCGACCGCAGAGCAAGAUCACAGGUCAAACAUUCAAGGAAAGUCAAGGGAUGAAGUCACAAAAAUAACAAAAAUCAAGCAAAACGAAGUCAAGUCGAAACGAGGUUCUGUCCUCGCCCGACGCAAUGCCAAGGAGGGAGACUACGAAAUCAAGGAAAGUCAAGCGAUAAAAUCACCAGAAAUCACAAAAAUAAAGCAAAAUGAAGUCGAGUCGAAACGAGACUCUGUCCUCGCCCGACGGAUCACCACAAGCAAAGACUACGAAACAAGAGACAUGAAGACAGCAACAAAACAGCAAAGAUCAAGCGAAAUGAAGUCGAGAUUCCAUCCGACCGCCACCAUCAGGAAGACCACCGAGGGGAACGCCCAGACCACGACCGUCAAGGAAAAAUCAACACGAUCCGAUAGACUACGACAGAUCAUCUCUCAUCAAAAGGUCACCACAAGAGAAUCAUCAUACGCAUGCGCUAAUUUCAAAAAACAGGAAUUUCAGCACACACUAGAGGGGAUGCGCCCACCCAUCCAAGGCGACUAG